AAUACAAAUCAAAAUGAAUGGUUUCGAUGUGAUUUUGAUUUUAUUCGUGAUCUUCUUUCAACAUCAAAUCUUGUUCUUACUAAUGAAUAUCGUUUAUAUACAGCAAUUAGUGAUUGGUUAUUAGCACGUUCAUCCGAUACACCUAUAUUAACAUAUGCUUGCGAACUUUUACCAUUAAUACGUUUUUCACAAAUGUUACCUAUACAAUUACAUCAAAUUGAACAAUCAAUAUUAUAUCAAAGAAAUAAUAAUGAACAAAUUCAAGAAUUACUUAAACGUUUAUUAUAUCAAGCUUAUCGUUUUCAUACAUUAGCACCAUUAAGAAGAGAUAUUGAUAGACCUGAAUUUUUACCAUUAGAAUGGUAUUUACCAAGAGAAUAUACAGAAAUGAAUAUAACUGAUCGUGUUGAUAUUCAAUCGACACUUCGUUUUGGUAUUCAAGUUGAUGUUCAAACAUGUUCAUCUCCGGUUCCAUCAGUUGAUCGUACAGCUGAUUGGAAAGUUGUUUAUCGUAAACGUAGUCAUGAUAAAUGGACACUUAAAGUACAUCGACAUGAUGAAACAAAUGAAACUCAUGCACAAGUCACUGCAAUUAUCUAUGAUUAUGAACGACGUGUUUUACAAGUUGAUCGAGGUGAAACAUUUAUAUUUACAACAUCAAAUCAAUAUGAAUUAGAAAUUGUUUUAAAUAAUCCAUAUGAAGCAAAAGAAUUAUAUCUUCUUAUUAAACCUGUUAUUUCUUGA
Molecule: messenger RNA, 744 nt
Organism: Adineta steineri
Lineage: Eukaryota; Metazoa; Rotifera; Eurotatoria; Adinetida; Adinetidae
Source: the annotation of a GenBank genome assembly